AGUACAUAUGUCACAAGUGGCCAGACACUACAGCAGCUACUAACUGCCAGUACUGGAGGAGUACCUACUGAUGGAAUGGAGACAGAAACAGAGCAGUUCCAACAAGCUUUUCUACUUUAUCUAGGAAACAACAUGGCUGAAGCGGUUGAUUUAUGCUCCCAGCUGUUUCCAGUUAGUUCGUUUGCAGGUGGUGUUAAUACGCCUGGUGAUGUAUGCUCAAUUAGACUCAGUGAGAUGAUUCUUAAUGAUGUACCAGCCUCUGAUCCAAGAUGGAACAAGACAGAUACUCUUGGUUCAUAUUCACUAAUAAUACUUAAUCAGCUCCAAGAUAAGCAGAAAGCUCACCGCAAACUUAUUCAAUUCCUUAUUGACAUGGAGCUACUUAAUCUUUUGACUUGUGUCACUCUCAGAGGGUCGGUGUUGCUAACUCGUAAUGUUUUGUGUGAGAAUUCAGAGAAGAUUGCAGCCAGUAUUGCAUUGAGGGAAAACCAGAAUAAAGAUGUUGAAGAAGCUGCUAAGAUUGUUGUUCAAAAGCGCUCCCCAUUAUCACAAAUACGUCCAGGACUAACCACACAAGAUGUAUUCUAUAGCCAAGUUUCACUGAUUGAUGAGAUAUUUCCCCCACUGAUACAAGCAUGCGAGUCUUUCAGUGCUGAUGGAGAUAUGGUUGGUGUCACUAGAAUAGCAUUCACUAUAAAAUCCAUGUUAAGUAGUGCUAUACAGUAUCGUAUAAGCCAUGUUGAUUUAUAUACUAGCAGUAGGCCAAUUCGAAGGGUCUAUCAUACUGAAUUUAUACCAUGGACUGCUUGUGAAGAGAUGUUGGGUCUAUUGAGAAGGCUUCUUAGUUCAAUGCUGGAUCAAUGGGCCACUUGUGAUGAUCAGCCAAUCAGUGAUAUUGAUCAGGAAUCAUUCUGGUCGGUCUAUUCUGAUCUCGCAUCAAUUCUGUUCACCGGAUCAUCUGAUCUCUAUGACUCUAUCAAAGACCAUAAAGAUAAUGAGCAUAGAGUGUUAGAGGUUCAAAAUUCAUUGAGUAAAGACAAAGAUCACUUCAUUCUUUUAGCUUUGAAUCUAGGUAGGGUUGGCAUGGCUCUACAGUUGGCAGAGGAGUGGUCGCACUUUCCCACAAUACUGCAAGUAUUUGAGGAACAAGGGGACACAGAACUGCUCAGGAAUUACCUGGAAGUUUUUAAAGAUAAAGGUUUCGAUGAGUUUAUCUUCCAUUAUUAUAUUGAUAAUAAGAACAUCAAGCAGUUGAUAGAGCUCACUAACUUGUUCCCAGAGUCACUGAGCAAGUUCCUUAAUGAGUAUCCAGAGCUUCAGUGGCUUCACCUAAUAGCCACUGACAAGUAUAAUGAAGCAUCAGAGUCACUGAGAAGAGUAUCGGAUAAUGAGGACACUUUCUUAUCACGAAAGAAGACUGCACUGAGUCUUAGUAAGCUAGCACUGCUUGCUGCUGGGGGCCACUCAUCAGCAAAGACUGUUGGUGAGUUGGAGGAGAUCAACUGUGAGUUGCAAAGGAUUGAAUAUGCUGAGAAACUACCAGAAAAUUCACUAAAGAAAAUAGGUGUGAAGGAUAUUAAUGAUUUGCCUCCAUUGCCUCCUGAAGAUGUCAUUAAAUUGUUUCUUGAGGGAGAGGACAAUCAGCUAAUGUACACAAUGUUUGCGCUUAAUUAUCUACUACUUGCUUAUCCUGAAUCAGAGAGUGAAGAGAGAAGACAGUUACAAGUAUUGAUCUGGAGUCACGUGUUACUACAAACAAAUUGGUCUGAGUUCAAUACUAGUGGAGACAUAAUGGAGGAACUCCAGGAAUCACUCAUGUUUAAGCUGAUGAAUGAAUGCCAUCAUAAUUUUGCUGAUGUUAAGCAGUUGUUGCCUGCAAUUGAAGACUUGCUCUCAUCUCAGUUGUUGGUUGAUAAAGGAUUGGAUAGUUCUGCUAUAUUGAUCUAUUGUGUCAAGUUGUGCUAUGAAAGAGUCACUGAACUCCAGCGUUAAUUCUUUUGAUAAUAAUGAAUAAAAUAAUCAUGAAUAGUAUUUUUGGCUGAGUUAUUUCCA
Molecule: messenger RNA, 2052 nt
Organism: Amphimedon queenslandica
Lineage: Eukaryota; Metazoa; Porifera; Demospongiae; Haplosclerida; Niphatidae
Product: nuclear pore complex protein Nup133-like
Exons: 19
Coding region: 76-1992 (638 amino acids)
Biological process (GO): poly(A)+ mRNA export from nucleus; transcription-dependent tethering of RNA polymerase II gene DNA at nuclear periphery; protein import into nucleus
Cellular component (GO): nuclear pore outer ring
Molecular function (GO): structural constituent of nuclear pore
Source: RefSeq, a predicted model, not a curated record